CACACACGGGCGCAUGCGCACACAUACACAUACACACACAUGUGCGCACGCACACACGCACGAGCGCACACACACACACACACACACACACAUACACACACACAGAUACACACACACACUCACACCAACACACAUACAUGCACAGGUUACAGUGGUGCGAGGGGUUGAAACAGAUUGUUUCAGCUGUAGCUGACCGGGUGGUUUUUUCAGUGGAUAAAAAAAGCUUAUUCAACUUCUUUCACUUCUUCAUGUGUAGGGCUAUAUAUCAUUUCUGGUUUUGAAAGUGCUUUACAUGUUCCCACGAACAAGACAAUAAGGAUACUCUGAGAGACUCUGUACAUCAAUGCAGGUUGUGAGGAUGAACAUCAGCCUGCCCAACAACUCCGUCCAGUGUCGGCGGGACACCAGCGUGACCUCCGUGGUCUUCCCCUGCCUGUACAGCCUGCUCUUCCUCUGCGCCCUGGUGCUCAACUCCCUGGCCGCCUGGAUCUUCUUCAAAAUCCCCAGUACCUCCACGUUUGUGGUGUAUCUCAAAAAUGUGGUGCUGAGCGACGCUGGCAUCGGGUCGUGGCAGCUGCGCGUUGUCUACUGCCGCUACUCGGCCGUGCUCUUCUAUAUCAGCAUGUACAUCAGCAUCAUCCUGCUGGGACUCAUCAGCCUGGACCGCUACCUAAAGAUCGUGCGGCCCUUCGGCAAGGGGCCCCUGCAGCAAGUCAGGGUUGGCCAGUUCCUGAGCGCCGGUGUCUGGGUGGUGAUGCUCUCCCUGGCGCUGCCCAACACCGUCCUCAGCGACCGCAUGCCCCUGUCCCCCGGGGCCAAGUUCAAGUGCACAACCAUGAAGGGAGAGGCGGGGAUGGCGUGGCACGAGGGAUUUACCUACUUCGUUCAGGUGGUGUUCUGGUGCACGUUCGGGCUGAUGGCUGUGUGCUACACCUUCAUCAGUAAGAAGGUGUACGAGUCCUACAUGGCCUCCAGGAGCAGCUCCAAGGCAGCCAGCCGCAGCACCAAGGCCAAGGUGUUCGUGGUGGUGGUGGUGUUCUUCAUCUGCUUCGGCCCCUAUCACUUCGUCCGCACGCCGUACACAAUGACCCAGACCAAGGGCAAGACCAACCAGUGCGGGUCCAACUACGACCAAGCCCUGUACGUCGCCAAGGAGACCACCCUGUGGCUGUCGGCCACCAACGUGUGUCUGGACCCGCUCAUCUACAUCUUCCUGUGCAGCGUGUUCCGGAGGCGACUGACGGCCACACUGAGACGCAGGCCCCUCCCACAAGACAUCGGGGAGUCGCCCACGGCAACCUCCACCCAGCGGGAGAUGUCGAUGAUUGUCCCGACAAACGUGGUGUCGGGCAGCGAACAUAAUCUGUGAACGUACCCCGUCUGGUACCGUUACCGUGACGGCGGGGAAGGUUGUGGUGGUUUUGCACUUGUAUAUAACAGUUAUUUCUAGUGUUAUGUAGGGCAAAAGGUUUGGAAAUGUUCCAAGGAUAUUUUUGUGUAGAAACCAAUAAAUAUUUAUUAAUAUUAAUAAAAAAAUUAACAAGUAUAUUAUUUAGUAGGAAUAGUAAGAAAGACAAUAUAGGCUUAUAUAUAUAGAGAGAAAUAUAUAUACAUGUAGCCUAUCUUACAAUGUUUUUUUUUUUAAGUUUUGUGCUACAUGAGACAGUGUGACACUGGUAAGCAGAGCGUUUCUAUUUUUGAUCCAGAACAUCUUAUACAUUUCCUGGGCUCAUGCUUGCAACUUGUUAUCUUGCCUCGACUGCACUCCCCGUGCAAAUUACAGUGGGGGCAGAGUGACUCCAGCAGGAAGGAAGAGUGGAAUGGACGAUAACCAGGGUUAGUGUGUGCUAGACACGUUAUUGUUAUGAUGGGAAACAUCUUUAUUUCACGGUUAUAGUUGUAUCACGAUUGUUAUGGUGUUUUAUGUUAUUAUGAUGUGGUUUCAAUGCAAUAUCAUUCAUACUGGCAUCUGCGGAUCAAUAGGCCUACAUAAAAAGUCCAACAGAUAAUGAAUCAAUUAAUAAAAUGUAUGUUACAAAAUAAUGACAAAAAUCAAAGCCUCACCACCGAUGUGAUUGAAGUGCGGGCAUUAAAGUGCUUGGCUAGGCAUUUAUUUCUAAACCAUCAGCUGAAUUCUGAUCACAUGAGAGAAAGUGUGAUCGGGACACAUCAACUCCCCAUGUUGAACAGCAGAGGGCAGUGGAUUUCUGUUGGAAAAUAAAUGUUUUUGGAAAUAAUAAUUGCCGUAAAGCAAGGUAUUUCCUUCAAAUCCCCUUUUAUCCUUUGGCAGUCGGUUUAAUGUUCUCCUUCCAUAAGCCCGCUCUGCUUUGAGGAGCUGAGCGGAUGGGCGGAUGCUACACAGCCCGAAGAACACGGGAUUGGGAAGACCGUCCCUAAGCAAUUGUUCUACAUCUUUUUUAUGGUUUCCAAUUACAGGCGGGAUGAAAGACAACGCUUUUUUCCAAUGCCGCACGAAACCUUGGGGAAAGCUUUGGGAAUCACGAUCUGGAUCUUGCUUCAUGCAUACAUCCAUGGCUCCAUGCCACCCCUUGUCACCUUGUCGACAUAAACUUAUAUGUGGUCUGAAAAUUAAUGAGCUACGAGGCGCCCGGCGGCUGGGAAGCUAUAGGCCAUUUGUCAACGUCAGAUUAAAUUCUCUGACAUGACCCGAGAAAGUGAAUUAUGAUAGUUUGAAAUACACUCAAAUGUAUGAAAUUCUAAUGAAUAAGCA
Molecule: messenger RNA, 2731 nt
Organism: Gadus chalcogrammus (walleye pollock)
Lineage: Eukaryota; Metazoa; Chordata; Actinopteri; Gadiformes; Gadidae
Product: P2Y purinoceptor 12-like
Exons: 4
Coding region: 344-1369 (341 amino acids)
Biological process (GO): G protein-coupled receptor signaling pathway; negative regulation of adenylate cyclase activity
Cellular component (GO): membrane
Molecular function (GO): G protein-coupled purinergic nucleotide receptor activity
Source: RefSeq, a predicted model, not a curated record